Hymenoscyphus albidus is the source of this 574-nucleotide messenger RNA. Lineage: Eukaryota; Fungi; Ascomycota; Leotiomycetes; Helotiales; Helotiaceae. The record is from the annotation of a GenBank genome assembly.
AUGAACUUCGCAACUGGCAGCGACCAAGUGCCCACCAGUCCAUCUCUCAGUCACAAAUAAACUCGCGAGCACGUCUGCCAUUGAACGGAGCCCAAGGUCCAUCGCUACGCUUGGCAGCGUCGAAACAGCCAUCGCCGAAUACAUUGUCUUCAGAGGAUGCCCUCUCAACAGCCAGAAGAACGCACAACACAUUGAACGAGGCCAAAAGUCGACUGGAUGAUGUAAAUCAACAUUUCGACGAGCAACUCGCAUGGCAGAGGAAGUUUUCUACAGAAUCAAGGGAAUUGUUGGAAGCAACAAAGGUGGAAGGGCUGCUAGGUUCCAAAGAGAUCGUUCAUUCGUUGUACGAGUUAACGCAUGAUCACAAGAGAAUUUUUGUUGCCCAUAACGAAUUCCUCAGACGAUCAUAUAAUUGGUAUGAACGAAUCAAGGGGGAGUUUGAGGAACGCUUACAGCAGUUGCGAGAGGCCACCAAGGUAUAUCAAUGCGCCGUUCUUACCAAAGCCUGCUAUUGACUCCUUCAUAGCCCGCGGCCGAUACCGAAGAGAUGCAUCGUCGAAAAGUUGAGGCAUAA